AUGACGAAUCAAAAAUUGCAAAUUACAAAGAGCUCAAUAAGUCAGCUUCUUUUUUCACCUCUAACAAGGUAUCGAGAAUAUCAUGCCAGAAAAAUCUUUUUUAGCUUAACGAGACUUGAAGUUGCGAAAUCUAUUAUCAGAAAAAAUAAAUGUGACAAUUUAUUGCUUAUUCUUGGAAUCGAUUCUCGGUAUAAUAGGGGCUCCAUAAAUGCAGUUUCAUUUUUGAUUUUUAAUGCAUUCGAACACAAUCAUGACGAGAUUGCUAAAAGUAAAUUAGAGUCAGAUAUAUUCGAAGAUGUUUUCUUGUGCAUAGGCUUGAACGAAAUUAUAAUAUACUGCAAUUUUGCCAGUUAUUCUUUACUUCUGCCGUAUAUUAGUCACUGGCCAAACCUUCGUAUACAUUUCGUUAGUGAAAAAGAUAUGAAGCAAUUUGAAAAACAUGAAGAAAUUAAAGUAAAUAUUUUUGAAUGUACUAUGUCCAGUGCUAAAAGGAUAAGUAUCCCAUAUGCAGAUGCUCACGGCAACAAGGUCAAAGAAUUUAAUAAGUUAAUGAUCGAAGACUGGCCGUUAAUUCAAAGCUAUGCUUUCGAUAUCGAACAUCAGUCAUCAAGGGAGUUUUUCACCUUAUCGCGUGAAGUAGUCGAUGUUGAAAAUGAAUUUCAUCAGUUAACAAAAAGGAUCGAUCCUGUAUUCAUUGAAUCUGUUCUAGUCAGAACUAUGUUGACUUUCACAAGCUCAUUCGAAGUUACACUCCGUUCAGUUGACUCAACUUAUCAGUCAAAUCGACUACAUGAACUAGCGCAAAAACAAACUGAAGCUCUUGUGAGUAUGUACAACUAUUCUGUUAGGGAAAAUGGAGAUUUAAAAGAACGCAUACAUUCACCUUUCAUCGUCUAUGGCAUAAACACAUGCAAAGACUAUUUGAAAUUUACCAGUCUGUUUACAUUUUCCAGCAGUGAGGAUGAUGUAAGCCACAUGAUAAUUCAUGGUAGUGAACAGUAUGUUGGAAUUUCUUGUGAGAGAACUUAUUUCCUUCAGAAAUCGUUAAGAUUAGAUACACAAGGGUGUUUACGAAUGAAUACUCUUGUUCAAGUCUACUUACAUUUGUUGAAUUCUGUGAAAAUGUUAGUUAAUCAAGUCAAAACAACUUUGAUGGAAUUUGAUGAGAUUGUAUCAGUGAAUAAAGAAGAGUUAAAAAUGAAGUUGAAUUUCGUGAAGUAUGAUGAAAUUGAAAUAGAUUUUCAAUGUGUUUACGGAAGACCUGAUGAAGCUAUACAUUUAAUAGCUUUUAUCUUCCGGGUAUAUGAUAUUCAAGAUGAAAACAACGUAACAAUUGGCAGUGUUGGAGUUAAAGAUACCCUACUUAUUUCAAAUCUCAAGUUAAAUAAUGUUCUUAUUAAUAGAAGUUUAAUCAAUGUUACUGAGAAUAUACCAUAUAUAUGCUUCUGGACACCUGUUGUAAAUGAUUGUACACUGUUUAAUGAGCAUAUCAAAGAAGGGGAAAGGUGUUUAUUCAAUGAAGAAAUGGAGAUGAUUACUGCUCCUGUUGGAAAUGUCUGUUUGUCUUUCAUAAAUUGUAUCUGUUUGGAAAACCAUGUAAUACUUUAUGGUAAACGUGCUGGACUGACUGUUUUGAAACCAGUCAAAAUUAAAUAUUUUCGUUCAUCGGAUACAUCUCAUCCUGAUUUUAUUGAGCUCCAGUUGGAUUCAAGUGAUUUUAUUCAGCCUGUAAAUGCAAAUAUAUCACCUUGUAUUUAUCCAGCAAUAAUAAAACAAGCAAAUGAAACAGGCAUUCAAAAUUCAAUAUGGCUAGUCAUUAAGCAACGUUCGAAAGCUAAGCGGUUAUUGAUUGAAUGUGUUUUUCCUGUAUGGCGUAGUAAAGGUCUUUUAGAAUUUUCAUCAGAUCAACCAAAUCAGUAUGUCAAUAAGGCUUCUUUUGUAAUAGCUCAGGAUUCAGCACAAGAUUCAAACACAUUAUCUUCAUAUGAUGAUAAAAUAUUGUCUGUAAAGGCUAACAGCUCAUCAAAAAAUGAAUCAGUAGACGAGAUGCAUAAUCUCCUGGUUUCACAAAUAGGGAUGCAUCAACCAAGUCUAAGAAAUUGGAUUCGUAUAUUUCGUGAUGAGUUAUUGCAUGUUGAAGCUAGUUUAUGCCUUAGCAUACAAAUUCCAACUGUUAAUAAGUUGUCUGAGUUAGGCUUCAAAUGUGGAAUCAAUCCUCAGUCAUAUAUGACUACUGAAAAAGACAAGGGAAUUGAAUGGAAUCGUGUCAUUAGUGAAGUUGCCAUACGAACACACAGUGUUGCUUACAAGUCAGAAGAAAGUUUAUUCACUUCAGAACAAGAGUUAUCUGAUAUUUAUUAUAAAACUUUGAACAUCGAUAACACACCAAUUAUUGGGGAUAAUGAUGAUGAUGAUAUUGGGCAGUCAGGUUGUAUUAAAUUGGCUGCCUCAUUGGAAAAUAUAAAGCAACCUUUCACUAUUACAGUGAUAUGUGGUCCACCUGGCAGUCGUAAAGAAUUGGUGGUAAAGAGCAUUCUAAACUUUGUUAAAGAUGGCAUCGAAUGGAUUAAAAUGAAACCAAAUAAUACCGAUGAGAUAUUUACAUCUAUAUUCAAAGCCUUACUAAAAUAUUGUCAUCUACAGUUUUCUUUAAACAACAAUAAUAUUGAAAUAAAACCAAGAUGUCGUGGUAUUCUGCUGUGUCCAGGUAUUACUGGUUCAAAAGAAGUUCUUGCUGCUAUUGCUGAAGUACAUCAAAAGCUUGAAUUAAAUGAUAACAUAAUGCCAAUUAAAGUGGGCUGCGUUGCAACCUGUAUAGAUUUACGCAUGGCUGUUAUGGACAGUGGGAGAAUGACAUUUCCCGGUGUACUGGAACUGAUAGCCGAAGGAUGGACGAAUUAUUUACUACUAACAGGACCAACGAAAUCGAACCAGGUAAAUGUAACUCGAUUGGGAGUGCCACUCAGUGAAGUUGAAGAACUCUUACAUUCAGUCAAUCCACGUCUUGGUCAUUUAUCUACACCUGAUGGAAAAGCAGAAAAUAGUCACGUCUUAGAAGCUUUAAUGGAUGAGAACGAAUUUUCUAAUCCUGUGCUACAAAGGGCACGUUUAUUGUCCUAUCCUAGCCUUUGUACGCUUACCCCAUGUUGCCCAAGACUGAGAGAUGUGACACUUCGUUUUAGCCAACCUCUUCAUCGGACAUUAUUCAACAAUGCUGUGAAAGGCAUUUUCGGAAACUUAAAGCCUUGGCCAUUUCAUGGAAACAUUUACACACUCAAUGGUCAGGUCGCUUUCGUAGAAGAUCCAUCAAAAGUAUAUAAAAUUGAUUAUGUAACACUUUCCGGUAUAAAUCGUCUUUACCAAAUAACCAAACAAUCAGAAUUAAAUAAAAACGCCAAACCGUAUUGGUUAACUUGUACUAUUGCAGACGCCUCAAAUACAACACAGCAAUCGAAUGAUGAAAUCAAUAAUUUAUUUGCUGAUUGGAUUAGAGAAACAGUACCUAAAAGAGAAAACCCCAGAGAACUUAUUAAACAUUCGGAUUUAACUGAAGAAGACUUAAAUAAGAUUCAUGAAAAGUAUCAUUUGCAUCCACUUCCAAAAGGGUGGUACUAUACUGGAACAUAUUAUGUGAAUAUGAAUGGAGAAAAGUCUUUUCAGCAUCCAUGUAUAAAUUCAUUUAUUGACGAAUAUAUUGAAGGAGAAAAUAAUAAGAUUGAAGCAAGAAAUGCCCGCUUACGUAGUCAUCCAGUGCCUGAUUUGUUCAGCUGA
This is a messenger RNA of Trichobilharzia regenti, 3771 nucleotides long. Lineage: Eukaryota; Metazoa; Platyhelminthes; Trematoda; Strigeidida; Schistosomatidae. The record is from the annotation of a GenBank genome assembly.